CCGUCUUCUUGAGCAUGCGCAGAGGAGCUCCGGCGCCCCGGCUCGGCGUGAAGCAGGGGGCGGGGUUUGCGUCGGGCGACGCCUCGACCGACUUGCUGCGCGCCGCCAUCUUGACCAACUACCUUUUCGCGCCCUCUCUUCGCAGCCGUGCAGCACGAGCGGGCGCCGCGGGGUCAGCCGCGCCGGCGCCUGCGUUCACCGAUGUGCCACGGGCCGGUGGGAGGAGGUGACGUGCCGCCUCUGUGCUGCCCUGCGCCGCCGCCGCUCGUGUCGCCGCUCAGAGACCUCUGCUGGAGCGCACCGCGAGAGCCCGCCGAGCCUGCGGCAGCCAGGACCACCGCCGACGCGGUUCCAUCGUCGACGACUGAGGAGGCGAACGGCAUCGACGACCAGGCGCCGGACUCAGCGUCUACUCAGCGGCCGGGCGUCGCGUCGCCUUCAGUCCCGCCAGGCGGCUUGGGACCGGCGCUGGCCAGCGAGUCGUCGGCGUCCUCAGCUAGUCUGCCGUCAGCGGCCGGUCUGCCUCCAGAGCUGGCCGGAGUACACCCGGCUGCGGCGGCAUCAUUGGCCGACCUUCAAGGUGCCGCUGGCCUUCCCUUCUUCCGAGGUCCCAUCGCCAUGCUGCCCCGGCCGCUGCUCUGGUGGCCGCUCUCCGAAGGUGUGCAAGAGACGGCCGCCAAGCUACUCUUCUGCAGCCUGCGCUGGAUCCGCAGCGUGCCGGCCUUUGCGCAGCUAUGCUGCCGUGACCAGCUGCUCUUGCUCGAGGCCUCCUGGAGCGACGUUUUCCUGCUCAGCGCAGCGCAAUGGGGAUUCCCGCUGGUCACUGCCACUGUGCCAUGA
Messenger RNA from Rhipicephalus sanguineus (brown dog tick), 840 nucleotides. Its product is annotated as nuclear receptor subfamily 2 group E member 1-like. Bases 202 to 840 code for a protein of 212 amino acids. The transcript is spliced from 5 exons. The record is from RefSeq and is a predicted model, not a curated record. NCBI's taxonomy places the organism in Eukaryota, Metazoa, Arthropoda, Arachnida, Ixodida, Ixodidae.